AUGCUCAGUCGCGUCACCUAGCGGGCACCGGCCAUGGCUGAGUGGACUCCUGCCCAGGCUUGGGAAUGGGACGUGGAGCCCCAGCACCUGGCAUCCUUUCAGCCCCCUGCCCUCUUUGAGCAGACUGCUGAAAGGGAGAUCUACCCCACCGCUGAGAUCUCCUUGUGGACGGUGGUGGCUGCCAUACAAGCGGUAGAGAGGAAGGUGGAUUCCUAUGCCACGCGGCUGCUGAACCUGGAAGGGAGGACAGCCACAGCAGAAAAGAAGAUAUUUGAGUGUGAGAAAACGGAGCUGGAAUUCAGUAACCACGUGGCUGCCCUGGGGACCCUGAUCCAGGAGUACGGGCUGCUCCAGAGGAGACUGGAGAACAUGGAGAACCUCCUGAAGAACCGGAACUUCUGGAUCCUGAGGCUGCCCCUGGGCCCAAGGGGAGAAGUCCCCAAGGUCCCGGUGACUUUUGACAAUGAUGCGGUCAGCUUCUCUGCGCAGGAGUGGGCCCGCCUGGAGGAGUGGCAGAAGGAGCUGUACAAGAACAUCACCAAAGGCCACUACGAGCCAUUGGUCUCUCUGGAUGCUGCCAUUUGCAAAGCUAGCAGCCUCCCCCCGGCAGAAGGAGCGGAAGUACCCCAUGUCCCACAUCAGGAGUUCCUGGAGGAAAGGGUGUUUCCCACCGAGCUUGGAACAGGCUCUGCUGUGCCACACAGAGGGGCUGGGGCUCAAGCUUGCCUGGAAGCUGCCCCCUCUGACCCUGAAUCCCUGGCCCCCAACCCCAGAAGAGAGUGUGCUGACUACACGUUCACGGAAGCAGAGUCCUUGACUUCCAAAGAGGAUCUUUUAUCCUGGAUUAAGCAAGAAGAGCCCCCUGGGAAGGGCAAGUGGGACCCGGAGAGAGAGAUCCCCCCCGUCCUUAGCUAUGAUGACACCACUGUGAUCAAAAGCGAAGAGCAGAAUCUUGGCGCGGUUCCUAAAGUUCACCUGCCGAGCCACGGGGUGCUGCCUGGGGCACCUGGGGAAGACGUUUCCCAAGGCCCCAAGCCAGAAGUGAACAGCGAGAGGCGGCAACUGGCCCCUCCUGCACAAAGGGUGGAGGAGUCUGCCCGUGGCGACAAAGGCUGCCGAGACCUGGAGGCAGCUCAGCCCGAAGCCCACCUCAAGGCGGAACCUUUCAGAUGCGCCAAGUGCAAAGAAGGCUUUGCUUGUGAACAGCAGUUUUCCUUGCACCAGAGAAUUCACACAGGAGAGGAGAUGUAUGGGGAAAGUCUUCUGCCAACACCUGAACCCAGUGCCCGGCAGCUUCCCGACCCAUACGCGUGCACAGACUACAAAAGCGGCUUUGGGGAGCAGCCGUUCUCCCAAGUGGCCGGCCGGCCGUAUGUCUGCUCCCUCUGCCCCAAGAGUUUCCGGCUCAAGACCAGCUUGUUGAUCCACCAGAAAACACACACCGUGGGGAAAAGCGACAGCGCGUUUGUGUGCCCAGAAUGUGGGUGUGGCUUCAGUCACCAGGGCCAGCUCACCAGACACCAGGCCAUCCACGCCGAUCGGCCGCACCAGUGUUCGGAAUGCCACAAGGCCUUCAACCGCAAAUCGAGCCUGAUGGUCCACCUGAAAACCCACCGGGAGAGACCAAGGCCGUUCCAGUGCCCACAGUGCCAUAAGACUUUCAUCCGCAAACAGCACUUGGAUGAUCACACCCGGACCCACACUGGGGAGAAGCCCUAUCAGUGCCCGGAGUGCGAGAAGCGCUUUGCUGAGAAGUCCAAACUGACUAAUCACUACCGGAUUCACACUGGUGAGCGGCCAUACCGCUGCGGGCAGUGCGACAAGCGUUUUGUGCGAGCACACCACCUCGUGAAGCACCAGAGCAGCGUCCACCAGGCUGGGGCGAAGCUGUACUCGUGCCGGGAGUGUGGCCAGAGCUUCAGCCAUACUCAGGCCUUUGUCAGCCACCAGGCCAGUCAUGCCAACGGGGAGAGGCGGCACCGCUGCAGCGAGUGCCUCAAGACCUUUGCCCGCAGGAAGUACCUGCUGGAGCACCAGCGAAUGCACACAGGGGAGAACCCCUAUGCCUGUCCCCACUGCGGCAAGCGCUUCCGCUACAAGCAGUCGCUCAAGCAGCACCUGCGCGUGCAUGGGGACCAACCACUCCCUGUCCCCAGCGUAGAGCAGGGCCCGGCCCUCGGCAGCACCUCUGAGAACCCAUCUCUCUUUCCAGCCGACCCUUCAAAUGGCACCUGAAGAUGGCUCCAUGGGGGGAGCACAUUCCUCCUCAGCCAGAUUUACAAACAGGCUCCCAAUCUGGUAGCAGCCAAGCAGAUUUAAGACAUCGGGGGGGACUAGCCUCUAAGGUUUCCCUUUGAGUUGGCUCUGGGUCAGUUUGUAUGGCCGUAUCCGAUGCUGUUCUCCAUCUUCGGUGACCUUCUUGCAAGCCAAAGCGGAACGUCUUGGUCACUCAGCUGGUCUCUGAGUGCUUCUGUACGGGCUCAGAGGCCUGUUGACGUCUUUUUUCAGAGCAUUUCCGUAGUAUAAGAAAUCAGAAGCGUCGCCUGUCUCAAGAUUUGGUCUGGAUUGCCAACCAAUGGAAAGUAACGCUCAGCUGUGGCUAUAGGAAUCUGUCCUGUUCCUUCACCUCUUGUCCAGGUACAGGGCAAAAGGUAAUUCUGAGUUCGGGAACAUUGGGGCUUGGGGGCACAAUUCCCCUUGGGUGUAAAGAGCAGCUUCAGAGGACACUGUUUUUCCUGGCAACAGCCACACACCCUUCCUCUGUCCACGGCAAUCCAGUGUCACGAUCAGCGGCUGCCUGCUUCCUCCAGCAGACCAGCAGCUGAGCCGACCCAUGUUUUGAAACCCGCAGGGCAGGCAUAAGGCCACACAAACAGCAAAACAGCCUUUUCAACUUUCACUAACAUUAUGGCAAAUCCCAACCAAGAGUGAGCAUGUGGCCCCGGCCUCUCCCAAGCAUCCCUUCUGGGGGGGGGGGAAGGCACUGCCAGUCAGUCCCAGGGUUUUUUGAGCUGACGGGCUUGCAGUGGGAGCCCAAGAUGAAAGUAAAGCUCAGCAGUCAUACAUGAGAAACCGGCCUCAUGGUUAAAGUGUCAGACCAGGACUGAGAACAUCCGGGUUCAAAUCCCCACUCACUCCUAACAUUCACCGGGGGACCUCGGUUUAGUCACUCUCUGUAUAGCCUCUCCAAAGGGUUUUUGUUAACAUCAAGUAGGAAGCGGAGAACCGUGUCCCCCUUUCUGAGAUUCUUGGAGACUGAGAUCAGUAUCUGGCAAAUGGAAAGCUACCCAUGCUUAAGAAGAACUGCUAUAAGAACAUAAGAGAAGCCAUGUUGGAUCAGGCCAAUGGCCCAUCCAGUCUAACACUCUGUGUCACACAGUGGCCAAAAAACCAGGUGUCCUCAGGAGGUCUGCCAGUGGGGAAGGGACACUAGGAGCCCUCCCACUGAUUGCCCGCCCCCCAAACAUCAAGAAUACAGAGCCUCACUGCCCUAGACAGAGAGUUCCAGCUAUACCUUGUGGCUAAUAGCCACUGAUGGACCUCUGCUCCAUAUGUUUAUCCAAUCCCCUCUUGAAGCUGCCACCACCUCCUGAGGCAGUGAAUUCCACGUGUUAAUCACCCUUUGGGUAAAGAAGGACUUCCUUUUAUCCGUUCUAACCCGACCGCUCAGCAAUUUCAUUGAGUGCCCACGAGUUCUUGUAUUGUGAGAAAGGGAGAAAAAUCCUUCUUUCUCUACCUUCUCUGUCCCAUGCACAAUCUUGUACACUUCUAUCAUGUCACCCCUGAGUUGUCGUUUCUCCAAGCUAAAGAGCCCCAAGCGCUUUAACCUUUCUUCAUAGGGGAAAGUGUUCCAUCCCUUUAAUCAUUCUAGUUGCCCUUUUCUGCCCUUUUUCCAGUGCUAUCAUAUCUUUUUUGAGGUGUGGUAACCAGAAUUGUACACAGUAUUCCAAAUGAGGCUGUACCAUUGAUUUAUACAGGGGCAUUAUGAUACUCGCUGAUUUGUUUUCAAUUCCCUUCCUAAUAAUCCCCAGCAUAGCUUUGGCUUUUUUUAUUGCCGUCACACACUGUAUCGACAUUUUCAGUGAGUUAUCCACCACGACUCCAAGAUCUCUCUCUUGGUCAGUCUCUGCCAGUUUGGACCCCAUCAUUGUGUAUUUAUAUUUGGGAUUCUUGGCCCCAAUGUGCAUUACUUUGCACUUGGCCACGUUGAACCUCAUUGGCCACGUUGACGCCCACUCGCCCAGCCUCGACAGAUCCCUUUGGAGUGCCUCACAAUCCUCCCUGGUUCUCACCACCCUGAACA
This is a messenger RNA of Eublepharis macularius, 4303 nucleotides long. Its product is annotated as zinc finger protein 777-like. Lineage: Eukaryota; Metazoa; Chordata; Lepidosauria; Squamata; Eublepharidae. The coding region runs from base 34 to 2235 and encodes 733 amino acids. Gene Ontology annotation, biological process: regulation of transcription by RNA polymerase II. Gene Ontology annotation, molecular function: DNA-binding transcription factor activity; RNA polymerase II cis-regulatory region sequence-specific DNA binding. The record is from RefSeq and is a predicted model, not a curated record. The transcript has 7 exons.